Messenger RNA from Jaculus jaculus (lesser Egyptian jerboa), 3945 nucleotides. RefSeq names its product FANCD2 and FANCI associated nuclease 1 (gene Fan1). Gene Ontology annotation, biological process: interstrand cross-link repair. The transcript is spliced from 13 exons. The coding region runs from base 589 to 3648 and encodes 1019 amino acids. Lineage: Eukaryota; Metazoa; Chordata; Mammalia; Rodentia; Dipodidae. Gene Ontology annotation, cellular component: nucleus. Gene Ontology annotation, molecular function: flap-structured DNA binding; 5'-3' exonuclease activity; 5'-flap endonuclease activity. The record is from RefSeq and is a predicted model, not a curated record.
CGCGUCCCGUCCAGGUACGCUCGUCUGGGCCCUGCGCUUUCGACCAAAGCCGAGGCGGCGGCAGCCAGGUGCGAUCACUGAUGCCCGCGACGUGGGCGCCCGUCUGUGCCAGCGUGUGGCAGGAGCCGCCCAGGUAGCGCUUGGCUGGACCCCGUGUCACCCCGAAAAAGUUAUUGAUGCAAGGACUUCAGGAGAAUCGCGGAUAGUAAAAAUUUCCUCCUUUCAGACGGGCAAUUUUAGAUCUUCAAAAGGUCUUGGAAAUAAGCUCAGCUCCAUCAUUUUUGAUGAGGGUCACAUGGUUUGCAGAGCGGGAGACCUCGAUUUUUUUCUCGAGUUCAGGGUUGCCCCUUCAUUCCAGAAAAUCCUUUCACUCCAUAGUUUAGAGUUGUCCCUCGCCCCUGAUUUUACAUAAUUUUUUUUAAACCUACGUGUGUUACAUGUUUGUAGGAAGAAGAAAUUGGCUGAACAAAACCUGAGAUCAAAUAGCAUGCACCCUUUUUUUAAGUCAAGAGAGUAAAAGUAAACCAUUGCUAUCUUUCACUUGACAGUUUGCAUUUUACUAUUUGGGUCCCACUUUCUCUAAUAGCCAUGAUGUCAGAAGGCAAAUCACCUGACAACAAAAGACCUCGUAGAAACUUAGCUACCACCAAAACUACAACAAAAGUGUCUCAUUCUAUUAUUUCAUAUUUUAACAAUGCACCACCUGCUAAACUUGCCUGCCCAAUUUGUAGUAAAAUGGUGCCCAGAUAUGACUUAAACCGUCACCUUGAUGAAGUGUGUGCUACCAAAGGUGAUAUUCAGCAUGAUCCUGUGCAGGUUGACUUAGUGAAUCCUAGUGCACCAGCAUCAGAUUUGACCAAUAUUGCUUUAAACAAUGUAAUGCCUCAGAAGUCACCACCGAGGACAAGUUUAGCCCCUGACCAAAGUGGUUCAACAAAAACAGGCACAAAACAGAAGACUAGUCCCUAUUUUAAAGAUGCCUCGGGAUGCAAAAAUGAAGAUGAGCUGAGAAAUCAUAGAGUGAAAAUCAUUUCUUUGGGAAGCCUAUCAUCUAAAUUGUCCAGAAAAUGCACAAAAGCAAAAAAGUCACUGGAUAAGAAUGAGGAAUUUGCCAGCCAUGGCCCACAGACUUCCAUACCCACAGCUGAGAGGAGCCUGGUAGGUAACUGUUCAGAAAUGGAGGACAAGGAUCAAAGUUUGGAGAACAGUUCUCAAAAGGAAAAUAUUUUUAUAUGUGAUUCUCUAAAGGAAGAAAAUACUCCAGAACAUGAGGUAAAAAACAGUAAAAUAAUGGAAGAUGAAAACCGAAAAGCUUCCCAGGAAUGUGGGAAGUCAGCCCUCGCCCUUGGGUUCUCAGAUAAUGCUUCUGAAUCAUGUUCACAUGAUGUAACUUUUGGGAAGAAUGAAAAGUCUACUUCAGAAUUCAGUCUUGUAAAACAAGAGAGUGCCAAAGUAGCCCAUGGCAAUACUGAAAAACAUGAGGCAUGUGGUUGUGAAGAAGAAAUGACGGUUGACUCAGAGGUUAAUAUGCAGAUUUUAGGUUCAGAGGUUCAACUUCACAGUCCUUCUAAUGAUGUUUCUACAUGGAGUAACAUCCAGGAGCUUCUUCUGCAAGGUGACAGUCGUCUAGAUAGUGAAAUCGGUUGUAGCCCUCUGGAGCAGGGAUCACGUUGUGAUGUUCCUGGUACAACUCAAACACUGCUGGGUCAUCCUUACUACCUCAGGAGCUUUCUCAUGGUGCUGCAAGCUGUGCUUGAGAAUGAAGAUGAUAGAAUGCUCUUUGAUGAACAGGAGAAGGGAAUUAUAGCCAAGUUUUACCAGUUAUCAGCUAGUGGUCAGAAGUUGUAUGUAAGGCUCUUUCAACGUAAAUUUAACUGGAUUAAGUCGAGUAAAUUGGAAUAUGAAGAAAUUGCCCAAGACUUAACGCCUGUGAUUGAAGAAUUAAAGCAAUCAGGUUUUCUGCAGACAGAAUCUGAGUUGGAAGAACUCUCUGAUGUACUUGAGCUCCUUUCUGCCCCAGAACUGAAAGCCCUGGCCAAGACUUUCCACCUGGUGAACCCCAGUGGGCAGAAGCAGCAGCUGGUCGAUGCCUUUCUCAAACUGGCUAAGCAGCGCUCAGUGUUCACUUGGGGUCAGAGUCAGCCUGGAAUCAGAUCAGUGAUUUUAAAGAGAGCUAAAGACCUGGCUGGACAGUCUGUGCGAGUCUGUAAAGCCCCCAGGGCUGUGUUCUCCCGGAUCCUGCUGCUGUUCUCCUUGACUGAUUCCGUGGAAGAUGAAGAAUCUGCUUGUGGGGGUCAAGGUCAGCUUUCUACUGUGUUGUUGGUCAACCUGGGCCGAAUGGAAUUUCCUAGUUACACCAUUAAUCGGAAAACCCCAAUCUUCCAAGACAGAGAAGAUCUUAUCAGAUAUGCAGAAGCUGCGCACAUGCUGAGUGACAUUUCUGCAGCAGUGGCCAGUGGGGACUGGGAAGAAGCUAAAGAGCGCUCUCAAAGUGCGAAAAGGGAUUGGCUCAAACUGAAAGGCCACCCUUCCCUGAGAUACCAUGAGGAUUUGCCACUCUUUCUGCGGUGUUUUACUGUUGGGUGGAUUUAUACAAGGAUUUUGUCUCGGACUGUUGAAAUACUGGAGAGACUUCACAUGUAUGAGGAAGCUGUCAAGGAACUUGAAAACCUUUUGUCUCAGAAAGUUUAUUGUCCUGACAGCAGAGGCCGAUGGUGGGAUCGACUGGCUCUUAAUCUACACCAGCACCUGAAGCGUCUGGAACCGGCUAUUCAGUGCAUCAAUGAAGGACUGGCAGAUCCAGAAGUAAGGACAGGACACCGGCUUUCACUGUAUCAGAGAGCUGUGCGCCUGCGAGAGUCUCCAAGCUGUAAAAAGUACAAGCACCUCCUUUGCCAGCUGCCAGAAAUGACUGUAGGAGAUGUUAAACAUGUGACCAUCACAGGCAGGCUGUGCCCACAGCGUGGGAUGGGCAAGUCUGUGUUUGUCGUGGAGGCUGGAGAUACCACCACCCCAACCACAAUCCUGUGCUCUGUGGAAGAGCUGGCACUGGACUAUUAUAGACGGAGUGGCUUUGACCAGGGGAUUCAUGGGGAAGGAUCCACCUUCAGUACACUGUAUGGCCUCCUCCUAUGGGAUAUCAUCUUUAUGGAAGGGAUAACAGAUGUCUUCAGAAAUGCCUACCAGGCAUCGCCACUGGAUUUAUACACAGACAGCUUCUUUACAAGCAGAGCGCAGGCCCUGGAGGCCAGGUUGCAGCUAAUCCACAGCGCCCCUGCAGAGGACCUGCAGGCCUGGGUGGCAAAGACUUGGCAGGCCCAAGAAGGGAGAGUGACUUCCCUGGUCAACUGGGAUCGCUUCACUUCUCUCCAGCAAGCUCAGGAUCUAGUGACCUGCCUGGGGGGCCCUGUCCUCAGUGGUGUGUGCAGGCGCCUGGCUACUGACUUUCGGCACUGUCGAGGGGGCCUCCCUGACCUGGUGGUAUGGAAUUCUCAGAGCCAUCACUGUAAGAUGGUGGAAGUUAAAGGCCCUAAUGAUCGUCUUUCACAUAAGCAAGUGAUCUGGUUGGAUGAACUGCAAAAGUUGGGGGCUGAUGUAGAAGUUUGCCAUGUUCUUGCAGUUGGUUCUAAGGCCAAAGAUCACAGCUAAAAGUUAUGAAAUUAGGAACACCUGAUCAUUUAUUGAUGCAAUAUUUUCAAAGAAUAAAGCUAUAUUAUAUUGUAUUUAAUUUUCACCUAUCAGUUAUAAACCUUAUAGUUUGAUGACUCACCAUUACACAGUGUCUUGUAUAUCACAGAACUGGGUAUCUGAAUACACUAAUUGAUUCCACACUGUGGGUGAUGAAUUUUUUAAAUGUCAAAAUCUUGGCAGUCAUCUUAGGAGCUGGAUGCAUCUGUUAUUAGAUUACUUUUUAAAAAGCUGGAAUAAAAACAAACAUGAUUCAUA